Nannochloropsis gaditana CCMP526 is the source of this 822-nucleotide messenger RNA. RefSeq lists its product as uncharacterized. The transcript has a single exon. The annotation marks the transcript as partial. The record is from RefSeq and is a predicted model, not a curated record.
AACAGGAAUGAUGGACAAAAGACUCACAUUCCCAUGGUUGCUGCCGGUCAUCUUGGCAGUAAUGACGGCGGAUGCCACCACGGACGCUUUCUUAAGUCACUUGCCCUCUCACAAAGGAGACCCGAGCAUGAGCAUGGUAAAUGUAGCCGAUGUUGCCUUGAUUUCUGAAAGCCGAUCAGGGAGCAACGACGGAAAUUUUUUUAUUUCGUAUGGCAUGGAACAAAACGGUCGCUUGAUUCCUCUUCCUGUCCCCCACUCGCCUACCCUAUCACGGCCUUCCGAUGCGUCGCGAGUCUCCACACCACACUAUGAUAGCCGUGCAAACAGGUACUCUAGUAUAAUGUGGGUCAUCAGAAAGCAGAGUGAAGUCCGGUCUAUUGUACGAAACGCGAAACGAAGGCUGAAGACGUUAUUGCACACUGUUUUCUUGCCAGUUGGGUUCCCGUCGAGCGUGGCUCCGGAAUAUCUGCGAUAUCAGCAAUGGAAUGUUGUACAGGAUUUAAGCACUUACUUGCGUGGCAUUUUGGCAACGCAGGCUAUACUAGAAGGUGUAGGCGUAGGGCGGGAAGGGGCUACACCCUUGGCAGCGACACUCCAAUGGAUCACACGGGACGGAGCGUCUAUGAUGAGUGGACUCGUGUUUACAUCCUUCUUGAGCACCAAUUUUGGUGUCAAUGCCAAAAGCUGGCGUCUCUUCGCCGAUUUCAUGGUUGAUAUUGGUAUUACACUAGAUAUGUUAGCCCCACUUUUCCCCAAAAACUUUUUGCUAUGCAUAUGUCUCGCCUCGGUUUGCAAAAGUCUCUGUGGAAUCGCUGCUGGGGC